AUCGUCCGUGCGCAGUCGACACCAGUAGUUGUUGGUAUGCGGUCGCAGAAUUUGGAUUAUACUUUUUCGGUGCCGCUGCGCGCGUGGAAUCUGACAGAGAAAGCGAGUAAAAGAGAGUCCGAGAUAGAGGGAUUAUGAUGCCGCUUAUACUUUACUCGCUCUCCCGUUUUAUUUUAUGUUAUCAACCCGAGGUUUCUUGGCCAGAGACUCGUAAUCUCUUGUGUCCCAUAAAAAUGCCACUGUAUUACGCCGGUUUAAAUCCCAGCUCUUUUUAUUCUGGCAAAUAUACCGUAGAGAAAUUCACCGAAAUACCCUUUACGGAUAUCACUGAUGUUUAUAUCGAUUGGAAUUAUUUACUCCUAUGGCGUUACACUGAACUUUGGAUUACCGGCACUAUUGGUGACCUUCAAAAUCCUGUUUUAACCUGCCCUAAGGAACUCAAGAUUCCUGAUAAUGCAUCCGGACGAUGUUUAUCAGCAACCGGUGGGGUCGACAACAUAACUAUUCUCACUUCGAAUAAUGAAAUCUGGAGAUAUAAAAUCUAUGAGAAAAGCUGGAAAAAAGUACCUCGUUUCAUACCUUUGAAGGAUGAUGGCGAUGAAACGGUAGAAAAAAUUGUCAAAAUGGAUCAGGGAAAAGUCGUUGUUGCCCUAACCAAUUUGGGACGUGUUUUUAAUGUACCAGCUCUUGUUGAAAUGCCGGAGGGUGUGAAAUUUAUAGACAUAUCCUGUGGUUUGGAACACACUCUUAUGUUAGCUGAGAAUGGAGAUGUUUACUCUAUGGGGCUGGGAACACGAGGACAACUUGGACACUGCGAUCUAGAGGAUAGCGAUGAACCAAAAUUGGUAGAAGCUCUGGCCGGCUUGAAAGUUUCACAGAUAUCUGCAGCGGGUUGGUGCAGCGCUGCUGUUGUGGAAGAGGGUGACCUCUAUGUUUGGGGCUGGAACAAUGAAGGUCAAUUGGGAUUGGGCGAUGACCAAAAAGUUGUGGCAGUUCCUACAGUCGUAGAUUUCAAAGAUGAAUGCGAAGAAACGUUGGAAUUAAGGAUCGUAAAGGUUCAAUGUACGAGUUCGUUUGUUAUUUGUUUGACAGAUAACGGAGAAUUGUGGGGAUGCGGUUCAAACAAGUACGGUCAAAUGGGACAAGACAAAAAAUUAUUUCCUGGUGCAAAGAGAUUUAUGAAAAUUCCCAUUGACUUCAAUGGUAACCACGUAGAAGAUUUUAAGUGUAGGGCACGAGGAACCUUGAUAUUCACCAGUAGAGAUGAUCGAUAACCAAGAAAUCGGAAUAAAGUAUUUGGACUGCUUCACAAAUAUGUUCUCAGUCAGAAAAUUUUCUUUUCAACAUUCAGUACCUUGAUAAAUAGAAUAAAAAACGAUUUGUGAAUUUUUUCCAGACGAUCACACACUCUUGAUAUUUUUUUGGAUCAGUGUAAAUUAGAAUUGUAGCUGAAUUAAAAUUUAUUGCUUGGAAUUUAUGUACCUCGAACCUUCAAACAUUUUUUUGACAUUUUCGUUCUCUUUAUCGCUCAUUUUCACUGACUUUCAUUGAAUUCCUUUAAAAUAUCGGCAACUCCGUUUACUUCCAUUCAAGGUAGAAUGAAACGUCGUUUUUCCAUUAAGAUUUCUUCAUCUGUGAGUAUCACUGGAUCUUCUAAUGUCAGCAUUCUUUGUAUCUCGACUGUGGCUAUUUUUCUUUUCAUCUGUUACGACAAGGAUACUUUAAAAGAUGAUACGAAUAAAACUGAUUACUGUUCAA
Molecule: messenger RNA, 1758 nt
Organism: Venturia canescens
Lineage: Eukaryota; Metazoa; Arthropoda; Insecta; Hymenoptera; Ichneumonidae
Product: E3 ubiquitin-protein ligase HERC2
Exons: 7
Coding region: 135-1274 (379 amino acids)
Cellular component (GO): cytoplasm
Source: RefSeq, a predicted model, not a curated record